Molecule: messenger RNA, 1759 nt
Organism: Symsagittifera roscoffensis
Lineage: Eukaryota; Metazoa; Xenacoelomorpha; Acoela; Convolutidae
Product: protein PF3D7_1417600-like
Exons: 2
Coding region: 102-1703 (533 amino acids)
Source: RefSeq, a predicted model, not a curated record
UCAUUUGGUGAAGAAAAGACUUCUGAUUUAAAAGCGUUAAUUUAAAUGAUUAAAGAAGAUGAUAUUGUCUUAAAUAUGACGCUUUGAAUUUCAGGUCAAAAAUGGUUGUUGAGGAAAUUAUACCCGUAUGCAUUGCAGGGCUACCACUGACAAUCGGGGAAAAACAAAUACGUAAAGAACUUAUUGAACCUCUAGAUCUAAAUGUCACCGAUAUUUUUAUUGACAAGCGUCGCGACGGGUUCGUAAGUACAACGGAAUAUAAUUACGCUAAAUGUUAUCUGAAUGUGAAGACGAAAACUGCGAUUAAAAAGAUUUGUGCCAUUAUCCACAAGAGUGAUUUCAGCAGAAAAACGAAUCUAAAUUCAGUAAAACCAAUUGCAUUAAUUCCUGUUUCUGUUGCCGAGAUCUGUAAAAAUACAGGUUCAAAUGUUAUUGAAGACGAAGAAAGCAAAGAAACUGUAUCGAAUUUGGAUGAAAAUAAUGACCGCAAAAGGAAGUUGAAAUCUAAAGAUAUCCGCGAAUUUGACACUGAUUUUGAAGAGCGAACGGUGAACAAAAAAGACAAAUUGGAUCAAAGUGAAGAAACGGAAACAAAAGCAGAUGAGCUAAUUGCUCCUAAAAAGGAAGAAGAAGAUCUCUCGAACUGUGUUUACUUGGCUUUGACGGGGUUAGAGGAAAAAUCGACCCAAGAAUCAGUCAAACAAUUGUUCUCAGAAACUGGAAACGAAGCCAAAAAAGUUUAUUUCGACAACUCGGGAGAAAAACUGAAAGCGUUCGUUCUUUCACCUGUAUCUGCAGGUGCUGGUUUGAAACGAUUCUGUGCCUUUUUGUGCAAGGAGUUAACAGCUAAAGCUGGCUCGAAAAUAAACGUGAAACAUGUUGAAACGAUACCAAAUUAUUUGACUAGCAAAAAUAGUUUCAGCGAGCAUAAAAGUGAAGGUUCUUCCGAUUAUGAUAGAAAUAGAAAUGAUCAAUCGAAGCACGAAAAACGUUGGGGUUGGGUUGAAAAAUCUGAAAACGGAAAUCGAGGGUUCAAAUCUGAACACAAUGAUUUCAAUUCUUAUGAAAAUUCAAACUAUAACAAUGAUUCAUACAAAAGAAGUUAUGACGACAAUUACGAAAACGAAUCGAAUAAAUACUCGCAAGAUUUCAGAGAAAAGAGAGGUUAUAAUAACGGACCUAAAGUAUAUUCAACGAAACCGUAUAAACCGAUUAUCUAUUACGAUCCGACUAACCCAGAACAUAAAUGCUACGAGUUAGAUUAUGAAUCAGAUUCCGAGAAAAAAAUUGACGAUAAAGAAAAAUUAGAAAAUGGACAGGAAAAAAUGAAUGAAAUUUCUGACAUCGAAAGAACCGAAAAGUUGAAAUCGGUUUUGACCGAAGCAAAAGCUUCUGGUUUUAGUUUUGGUUUUGACACAUCAAACAAUACUAGUGAAAAUGGUAAAAUUGAUGAUUCAAAAAUAGGGGAAGACUUAGAAGCUAAAAUUAAAGCGAAGAUUCAACAGCCUAAGUUGAUGUUUACAUUGCCGUCUUUGGACGAGUUGAGAAACGUUAAUUUUUACAAUCCGAAGAAAAAUGAAGAAAUUGUUGCUUUGAGUAGAAGUUCCAAAAAGAAAACGGCAAAGAGUUCGGGCUUUAAAAACAGGCCGAAAAAUCUGCCUCAAAAGAAAGUCAAAACUGAACCGAAAGAUAAAAUACCUUGAUUUUAUAAUGUUCCUUGAUUGUUUUCUGGCAUUAAUUAAUUAACAUUAUUCUUGAA